This is a messenger RNA of Drosophila bipectinata, 1013 nucleotides long. Its product is annotated as phospholipid scramblase 3-like. Gene Ontology annotation, molecular function: phospholipid scramblase activity. The record is from RefSeq and is a predicted model, not a curated record. Gene Ontology annotation, biological process: plasma membrane phospholipid scrambling. Gene Ontology annotation, cellular component: plasma membrane. NCBI's taxonomy places the organism in Eukaryota, Metazoa, Arthropoda, Insecta, Diptera, Drosophilidae.
AACGUUACUUGAGUGUCUUACAUAUUUGUAUAUUUAUAGACCUCAAUACUGAUAAGCUGAAAGAAACAUUUAUAUGAAUACUUUAUUGUUGUACCCAGAUAUACGUGUAAUGUAUUGUGUAUACUCCUUUGGUAUUAUUUCGAUAGUUGAAUAAAUUUUUGAAGUACUAUACUUAAUGUCUGCUUAAAGUCAAUUUGCUUAUCUUUGAUUUUCCCAUCAUUAUCAAUUUUUAAUUUUUAUAAUUUUUGGUUUGUUCUUUCUGUCAUGUUCCUAAUCCCACUUCAAAAAUGUAUAAAAUUAAAAAAUUAGUAAUAGUAAAGCCCAAUGGAUUGCUUGAGAGACUUGGAGACGGUCGUGGUUAGCAGGCUCGCCAUCUCCCUCGACUUCCUUUGGCCUGGUAGCAGAAAGUAUCUUGUAACUGAUGGCGAUGGCAAGAAAUUGAUGAUUGUAUUCCAGGACGACAGCUUUACCAGUCUGCUGUUACCUGAUUCCUUUAUGACGGUUGUGAUUAUGAACAACGAUAUACGGCAGGUAAUGCAACUGGACCGACCAAAGGAGAUGUUUAAAGUGUCGAAACUGAACGUUUUUGCUCCAUCGACUAGACAUAUUGGCUCGGUCAGGAACAGGUCCUUCUCAUUGUUUAAGCGGAGAUUGCGGGUCUUGGACGCUGGGCAAAAGGUGCUGUAUAACAUCAGAGGACCCAUUUGCGCAGGCAAAGUGGAAAUCCCCUACAAUAUCUAUAAUCGUGAAGGGAAAAGAGUGGGGACCAUCAAAAGAAAAAUUGGCCAACUCCCAAAAGCUUUCAUCUUAAAUUGCGACUUUUUUGAGUUGUCCUUUCCCAAAAACAUGUCUGUUAUCGACAAAUCCCUCCUACUGAGUGCCAUAUUCUACUUGGAUAUUCUUUAUCCCAACGACCAAGGAGGAGGAAGUAUUUAAUUCUAAUGUGCUUACUUGGCGGUUCAUAUUGUAAUAUAAAAAUAGAAUAUAUUUCAUUCCUCGAUUUGUUUGCUAUA